AAGUGAAAGGAUAUGAGAGACGGGACAUAAAAAAACAAGGGCCAAAUCUCUUAACGAAACGUGAGAACAAGAUAUGGUUUUGGAGGGAUUUGAUAUUAAUGGAUGUGCGUGAUAAGCUAAGAGCCAAGGAAAACGUUUCUCGUCGAACCAAUGAUACAAGAAAGCCCAAAUAUUCACCCCCCCGUUAAGGAAACUUCGAACAGCAGGGAAAGCCCGGAUCGUUCAGAGAAGUUUUUAUUCUUCGAUAAUGAUUCACCAUUAAGUAAUCGUCAUUGUAUUAAGUUUGUUGUUGAUGGUGUUGAAUUUUGUUUUCUGGAUCAAUACAUGUUUUAUUGUAAAGCAGAUCUUUUUAAAGAUGAAGUAAAUAAGAAACGAGCUAUUGGAAUAUCUAGACCAGGUGAUUUACUGGACGACAGGGUAUCUAACUCCACUUCAAAGCAGUGGUACGAACAAAGAAAUGAUAUAUACAAGAAAGGUGUUAAAGCUAAGAUUUCCCAAAAUGAAGAGUUCAAACAAUUACUUAUUAAUUCGUUUCCAAAGACAAUAUUAAAUCUUCAGAAAAGAGAUAGAGAGGAGAUCAUACGUCAUCUACAUCAAUGUAAAGAAGCAUUUUUUAAAUGGCGACAUUGGAGCGAAUUCAUUCUAAUGGAAGUCCGUGAUGAAAUUAUGAAGGGUGACCAGUUUUCAAAUCGUUCUAUAAAGGCUACAAGUAACAACGAGGAGAAUGGCCAUAAAACCACAUCACAUCCUUCUAAACCAACUGGUUCACAGGAUCAUACUGAAACGCCAGAAAAGUCCGAUGAUACUGAUUCAGGUUUCGAAAGUAAUAGAUUUCAAUUGCCCACUGAUACAUAUGACAAAUCUGAGGCUUCCAAAGAAAAUUCGGAUUCCCCAGUACUAGUUUCUGGGUCUGCAAUGGAUUUUUAUAUAACUAAAGGCAAGGAAACGGAAAUCGAAUCGUCAGAAGAUGCUAUGGCGAUAUCCUUAAUAAAGGACAGGAUAAAUGAUGUGCCUGGCGAGAAUACUGAUCAGUUGAACAACCAAGAGCCAGGUAAACAUGACGCAAAUGCUUCCAUAUCCAGUUCUGCUAAAGAUUUGACCAUCAAUGAGAAUGGUGACAGAAAAAGACGAGUGGAUCGCAAGAGUUCUGAGAAUUUGCAAACGUGGAAGGAUAGUAAAAAACGAAAAUCCAAAACCCCAAAGGGUAACAAACAGAACGGCAGUUACAAAAAUGAUAGAACACAUGGACCAACGGUUGAUAAAGAAAGUUGGAACACUGAACCCGAUUCUAAACCCCCAAAAGGUGUUUUAAACAAUAUCAAGGGUACGUUAGAAACACAUGUUGAGAAAAGUCCUCAUAAACCCAAGGAAGAUAAUACAUCCGAUGAAGCAGCUGCUGUUGAACCGGAAUCUAAACCACAAGAAGAAGCUUUGAAGUAUAAAGAUUACAGGAAAUUAUCUCAAAAACUUUCAAAGGAGUAUGAGUUAAUUCGAGCUGACUCUCCACUCAGUAAGGGCUAUAAGUGGGAAUUUGAAGUAGACGGUGUUACAUUUUGCAGUGUUACUCAGUUUGUAGAAUAUAAGAAAACGGAAUUGUUUGAAGAUAACGUUCGGAAGGCAAAAGCAAAAAUAAUGAAGUUGUCAGAGGAAAAUGAUAUACUGAAUUGUGGUAGAGAAGUAGCAAACUUUGAUAAUAUAAAAUGGUUUGGUGAAAACGCCGACAAAUAUAUGACACAAGCAUACCAAGCAAAGUUAACACAACACCCAGAAAUAAAAAGAAAGCUGUAUGACACUUAUCCUAAAACCAUACUGGAGCAGCCAAGUAAACCCUCAAGUAGUGGAGAAUAUGUUUUAAAAACUCUAUUAACAGAUAUCCGGAAUGAUCUAAUGAGGCAGGAAGGUUUUAUUGAUUAAAAGAUCAAUUGCGUGAUCAUGCACGAUUUAUGCACGAACACUUCGUUCUCAUAUCAAUUGAGUGAUUAACAAACUUGUGAAUUGUCCAUCUAUUCUUAUAAUUUUGGAAUAUGAUUUUAUCUUAAAAACUGUUACACCCAAGCUCCCGGGAAUCAAAUACGCCCACACAAUAUUUGCUCAUCCCGCAUAAAUCUUCGUUUUUUUAUCAUCUGUGGAAAAAAUAAUGUCUAGAGGACAGAAUAUGUAAGACAAGAGGAUCAGAUCAUGUUUCUACAAUUAUGACGAUCCCUUGUAGAUUGCAUUAUGAAUUUUCAAGGCUUGUACUCUCUGAUGGUGGUUGCUAUUAACAAACGGAAAAUAAAUAUACAACAUAGAUAUAAAUGAAAGUCUGGUGAGAUUUACACUGGUACGUUUCUAUGAACUAGGAAAUACAACAGGUUUAAAUUGCUUCACAAUCCUGUCCGCUUCCGGAUUUCGCUUUCUGUGCAAUGCAAAUAAUAUGAUAGAAACGAUGGACUCCUAAUAAUGAAUAAGCAAUAAAUGAGCACCACCCCACCCUCCCCCAAAGUAUACCCAUCAGACAGCUGUUAAGAUUAUAAGGUUCGGGCUCGUAUAUUUAGCAAGUUUACAUUUUUAUUGAAAGUGUGAUUACUUUCGAUCAUUUUCAGCUUAUUUUCAUGAUACAAGAAUGACCGCGCAUUCACUUUCAGUGCAAAUGAACCCAUUUGACCUUUGACCCCGAAUAUCUCGGAAACGCCCCAACGGCGGACUGAUUACCACUCGGCAUCGUAUUCUACGCAAAAUUUUACUCUAGAAAAGUUGGGUCUGGUUUUGUGC
This is a messenger RNA of Patella vulgata (common limpet), 2751 nucleotides long. RefSeq lists its product as uncharacterized. The coding region runs from base 151 to 1914 and encodes 587 amino acids. The record is from RefSeq and is a predicted model, not a curated record. NCBI's taxonomy places the organism in Eukaryota, Metazoa, Mollusca, Gastropoda, Patellidae. The transcript is spliced from 5 exons.